AUGCCUCUCAAACUCCGCGGCUCGCUCCCAAAGAGCCUACCGCGCAGGAGAGACCCAACUGCGAAAUCAGUUCCGCCGUGCCCAUCCUGCGCAACCACGCAAGGGCGCCGAAACCUCUCUACGCGUCGGAACCUCUCCUCCCGUCGACUCCGGACGCAAAUACAGUCGCCGACAAUUCCGAUACCCCGUCUCCAUUCCCUCGAAAACACAAAGUUAUACUCGACGGCCCCGACGACAGCACAUACAGCCCGUCAUGUUCCCCCGCGGAUAAGAGAGCUUUACGAGUCGCUCGUGCAGAUCCAGAGCGUUGCGCCGGAGCAGGUGAACCUGAGUCGGCUGCAGUUGGCGCUGAGAGGGUUGGAGACUGAGGAACCGUUGGUUAGAGUUGCGGUUCUGGGAUUGAACGAUGUUGCUGCGGCGAGGAAGCUGGUGAGGCUAUUACUGGCUGAUCCAUUGAAGGAGAAGGAAGACUGGGAGGAUAUGCUGAACUCAGUUUCUGAGAAUGGGGAGCUGGAGAGAGGGUUGUUGAUUAGAUACGGAGAAGUCUCGGAAAGUAUCUCGAACCAUCUUGUACCAACGAUCUCCGUCCCAUCACAGCUUUUGAAAAACGCCAAUCUGGAAAUCCUAGUUACGAGUCUCGGAACGCAGACGGACAUGUCCAGAGCGCAGCUAACAUCUGACACGUUCCUGGUGCCGACGGUAACGAUCCAGACCUCGCAUACGGGCCGGCAUAAUGUGGUGCGGUAUCCGGUGCACAGGAGUAUUGUGUGCGCGGAAGGCGUGGACGGGUUACUUGCCUGCAGUGGAUUAAUUGCCCAGGCAGAUCUAAGAAAGGAAGCGGGCUCGAUCUUUGCGGCUGUCGAGCUAGGAGGUUCUGGGCCUGCUAUCAACGACAACCGGAUUGCCUUUGUGGAUACAAACAAGGCCGGCGAGGCCCUGGACAAGUUCCGCGAGUCCGUGCGGAAUGUGCUUGUGUACGAGCGUGGAUGGAGCAACAGUGGCGUGCAGCCGGUUGUGGACUGGCUAUCGGCCGCGCGGACUGAACCAGGGAUUCUAAAUUCUUCGUUGAGGUCACUGAUAGCAUCCUUGAUUGACGCCGCGGAGCAAGGCGUGGUGACGGAGGAGACAAGGAGGGUCCAGGAACAAGAGGAGGCUUCUGUUUCGGACAUUGUCCGAGCAAACAUGGAUCAGACCGUGUCCGCGUGGGCUGAGAAAUCCCAUACAGAACUGCACAGCGCGCUCGAGGAAGGGUUUGCGACUAAAGAGUGGCGUGGUCUAGCAUGGUGGAAGCUGUUCUGGCGCGUUGACGACGUGGGCAUGAUCACCUCGGAGAUCCUGGAGAAGAAGUAUCUGCGCCGUGCCGAAAAGGACGUCAUCUGGACCGCUGGUCAACUUGAGCAGGCUGGCCUGCAAGAGCCGCCAGCAGAAGAAGAUCCCGUUACCACCGCUACUGAGCCAGCCGUCGAGGACGCCGAAGAGGUCGCGGAAGCCGAAAACGACAGCAAAAAUGUCGCCGUCGCUAUCGUGGAACCUCCAAAAGAGGAAAAGGAGAAACUGCCCUGGCCCACGCAAAUUGCGCAAAGCCGCGCGCAACUCAUCGAAACCACAGUUCCGUCACUGCAGGCCAUGGCGCAACGUCUGGUCCUCUUCAGCAUCUCGACAACGUCACUAACCACUGCGCUCUCCGUCCUGACCUCCGUCUCACUACCAACAGCCUCAGUAUACGAAACCGGCACCAUCGCCGCCGUUGGUUUAAUCUACUCACUGCGACGGCAACAGCGGAAGUGGGACGCCGCGCGGACAUUCUGGGAAGAAGAAGUGCGCGAUAAUGGCCGGACUGCCUUGCGCGAGACAGAAGAACAGCUGCGCAGGACUGUGCGCGAGGGCGGCAAGGUCCAGCUUCCUGUCACGGCGCAUGAGGCUCGGAAGGCCAUCAAGCAGGCUCGCGAUGCGUUUGACAAUGUACACUAG
Aspergillus mulundensis is the source of this 1971-nucleotide messenger RNA. RefSeq lists its product as uncharacterized. The transcript is spliced from 3 exons. The record is from RefSeq and is a predicted model, not a curated record. NCBI's taxonomy places the organism in Eukaryota, Fungi, Ascomycota, Eurotiomycetes, Eurotiales, Aspergillaceae. Bases 1 to 1971 code for a protein of 656 amino acids.